GUGCUGGCAGUCGCUGAGACCGGGGGAGAGGUCGGCGCCGCCGCUCCGUAGGGAAAGACCGGGGAUCAGAGUGGGCCUGGUAACGCUUGGCCCUUCUCACUUCUGAGACAGCCACCCCCACUGGGCUUCCUCACAGCCGCUGCUCCGGGGCAGCCGCUCCCUCCCUCCCUCCCUCCCUCUGGGCCGAAGGCCUCGCCAACCGCCGCGACCUGACCCGACCACAGCCGCGGGUACACCAUGAGCUUCUUCAGCUUCGGGCAGAGCGCGGAGAUCGACGUCGUGCUAAACGAUGCCGAGACGCGCAAGAAAGUGGAGCACAAGACGGAGGACGGCAAGAAGGAUAAAUACUUCUUGUUCUACGACGGCGAGACCGUGUCCGGGAAGGUGAACGUCAGCCUGAAAAACCCGGGCAAAAGGUUCGAGCAUCAAGGCAUUAAAGUGGAGUUCAUCGGGCAGAUCGAACUGUACUACGACCGAGGAAAUCACCAUGAGUUUGUGUCUCUGGUAAAAGAUCUGGCCCGACCUGGUGAGAUGACACAAUCCCAAACAUUUGACUUUGAGUUUACACAUGUAGAAAAGCCAUACGAGUCGUACACUGGUCAGAAUGUGAAGUUACGGUACUUUCUGAGAGCAACCAUCAGCCGCAGGUUAAACGAUAUUACCAAGGAAACGGAUGUCGUUGUGCACACCCUCAGUACGUACCCUGAGAUGAAUUCAUCGAUCAAAAUGGAAGUUGGGAUUGAAGACUGCCUACACAUUGAAUUCGAAUACAACAAAUCAAAGUACCAUUUGAAGGAUGUAAUUGUGGGGAAGAUAUAUUUCUUAUUAGUUCGCAUCAAAAUCAAGCAUAUGGAAAUUGACAUCAUUAAAAGGGAGACUACAGGAACUGGACCAAAUGUGUUUCAUGAAAAUGACACAAUAGCAAAAUAUGAAAUAAUGGAUGGAGCCCCAGUCAGAGGUGAAUCCAUUCCUAUCAGACUUUUUCUGGCUGGCUAUGAAUUGACUCCAUCCAUGAGGGAUAUCAACAAGAAGUUCUCUGUACGGUACUACCUCAAUCUUGUUCUUAUUGAUGAGGAGGAAAGGAGAUAUUUCAAACAGCAGGAAAUCACUUUGUGGCGAAAAGGAGACAUAGUUCGAAAGAGUAUGUCCCACCAGGCCGCCAUUGCGUCUCAGCGUUACGAAGGGUCUGCAAAUGCUGAAAGCAAACCUUUGAUUUCAAAUCUAGAUGCGGAUAACUAGUUCACAUUCCUGCCUCUAUCCCGAGUUAGCAAUAUAAACUGCAAAAAAAAAAAAUCAAAGGAAAGUAAUGAGGGUUCAAAGUUGAUUCUUGUUCCCCUUCAGACGACAUCUUUAGGACAAGAGAAGACGGACUGAAAGUUAACUUGUUGUCUCUGUGUUUUAAUAUCAAGUUAAAACAGAUUUUAUGUUGCUUUAAAGAUGUGUGAUGGAGCAUACCAAUGCAAGCAAAGCUUAGAAACUGAAUUCUUCUACCAUUAACCCGAUGUUCCUCGGACACAAGUUUUCAUCCACCAUGAACACCUGCUUUGUUUUUAAAUCAGCUAUCGUAUGUGGAAAAUUGAUCAAUUACCUUUGAAAACUCUACUCUACACGCUGGUGUUGAACCUACUUGCCCGUGAUAACACAGCAAUCUAUUCUGCAUAUUAUUAUACAGAAUUCUGCCAUUGUUGACCUUGUUUUGGUUAAAGAUUAUUUGGUGGUUUUAUUUCAGAAAUAUUUGAAUUUUCCAUUAACAGUGCAUAAAAUAUCAUUGAUAAAUGGGAUCAGUAUACAUGGAUAUUUGAUGUUCGCAUGAACAUGGGCCUAAGGACCCAUUUCUAUGCCGUAAGAUUCUGUUGGCUGCUCUCACCAACUUUAAGGUCUUGUCAUGUGUGCUGUAUAAGUUGACUGUUUCAAAAGGACUUGGUCAUUAGCUAUUAGACAUUCCUGAAUAUAUUCCAAGUAUACAGAAGAGAUCAACUUAUUCAGAAAGCUAGUUUGAAUACUCAAAAUCACACUUUUUUGUUUACCCUGGCUAACCGAUUUGCAUGUGUGUGCAUGUGUAAAAUUUCAUUGAUUUUUCUUUCAAAGUAGAGGUGUCGUUAUUCUGCUAAAAAUCAUGUACAGAUUUUAACAUUCCAAUUUGCCAUUUCACUCCAGGCACGAGAGGCACAUUGUCCGUGUUAGACUUGAAGCACGGAUGCUCCAAGGUGGAUUUUCUUGUUAAAUGUAACAUUCCUUCUAACAAGGCACGUUGUUUUUGUGGUGUGUUUCAAGUAAAAGCCCCUCUGUUGUAGGAGUUAAAACUAGAUUUAAAGGCACAAUAUAAUGUUUAACAUCCAACAAUGGGGCCUCUGUAUUCAUAUUAGUACUUUUGGAAAAUCCUAUUUCAUUGUAUAAAACCAGUAAGUUUGAUUAAAAUAACGAGCUGGGAAAAGAGAGAAUGUUCCUGAUUACAUCAAACUUUCAGAAAUAUUGUGACCUAAUUCUGGAGAUGUAUUUUGGAAUUGACUACAGAGGGAGAUAUAAAAAUUUUAUGAACUACUUUAAAUGUCCCUCCUUGGGGACAAAUGAUUGUCAAAAUGGGCACUUGAAAAAAAAUGACAGGGUAUUCAUUCUUAAAACCAGAAAAAUAAUUGCUUUUAUUAACAUUAUACUACUUUUGACUACUUCCUGUUCAGUAUAGAAUGCUAUUUUAUUCUCUUUGUUUCCAUGAUCUUAUAUAAAAUUAUGUACAUGCAGAAAAUGAAACAAAUCAAGUUUGCUUAAAUAACUACUGCACCUGAGAUACUGAGAGCUUCAAUUUUGGGAGUAUCUGAGAAGCUGAGGGCUUCAAUGCUGCUUGCAAUUUUCAUCUGUUAUGCAGAUUUUUCACUUGUUAAUUCUCAGCAGUGUUACAGAUAUGCACUGUUUCUGCCUAAGAGCUGGAAUGCCAACCUAAGCAGAAAUAUAUACUGGCAACUGAGGAACAAGGAGGCUUGUGACUAUGGGGACCCCUAUAUUCUUAAAUAGACUCACUUGGAUGAGGUGGUCAAUAAUUUAGCGUGGAUAUUCAGGGUGAAAAUCUGUGGGUAGAAAUUCAGAUUUUGUGGAAAACAAAAUGGCAUCCUGCAUCUGCUACCUCUAUAGGUGCAAAAGCCUUUACGUGGAGACUUUGUUUUUUUUUCCUGAAGUUUACUGGAGCUUUAAACAUGUUUUAGUUAUUGACGUUGGGAACUGUUGUUUUAGUUUAGAGAUAUGGCAUGAAAACGGGCCCUUCGGCUCCCCAAAUCCACACUGACCGGAGAUCACUCAUACACUAGCUCUAUCCUGCACAGUAGCAACAAUUUACAGAAGCCUACAAACCUGCACAUCUUUGUAAUGUGGGAGGAGACGGAGCACCUGGAGAAAACCCACGCGGUCUCCUCACUGGGAGAACGUGCAAACUCCGUAUGUACAGCACCCUUAGUCAGGAUCGAACCCAGGUCUCUGGUGCUGUAAGACAGCAACUCUACCGCUGCGCCACAGUUUUGAAUACUCCCUGGCAAAAUGAUUUCACUUUGCCUGCAAGCUUGACCUUGAGCUUCAAAUUAAACUCUCCAUACUGCACACACUUGUCUCCAAUACUGUUCCAUUGCUGAGUUCAUUGCAAAUCCAGGGGGAAAACACCAUCUUCUGUCUAGGCACGUUAGCACUCGGACUGUACCUGAAAAAUAAAAAGCAAUGGUGUCAGAGACACUGGCCACUUUUGAGAUUUUCGGCAGUCAUUCCAUAUUGCAUGGAAAUAGCUAAUUCUCCAUUUAAACGCACCAACCUUUUUGCUGCCUUUUUUUCAUCUUGCCAGUAGUUACAUAUUCUCUCCCAAAUCACUAUAUUGUAAAUCUCCUCUUUCUCUGUAUCUUUUUUGUGUUUAACUUUUUUUCCCGCAGUUCCAAUGAAAGGUCAUCAAGCAGAAACAAUAAUUCUAUUUCUCUCCUCACAUGCUGCCAGACCAACUGCACAUUUGGAAGCUUCUGUUUUUAUUUCAGAUUUCCAGCACCUGCAGUGUUUUUUUUGUCUAAUGUCGAUUUGUGCAUCAGUAUAGAUACAUCGUAAUUAUAUCUUCCAGGGUACAUUUGUAUUAAAGGCCGCACCACUGGUUGAUAUUUCAGUUUACAAAGGGAUAAUUUUAAAUGUAAAGUAUUUGAAUGUGUGCUGUCAAUAUUGAAGUAAUUGCAAAAAUACUUUAAAAAUCUUUUUCUGUUGUUGUGUCUUUGAUUUGUUCUGGAAUCUAUACCAGUGUAUUAGCCUGUUUCACCAUUAAUAGCAAAGACUAAUUUAGUGAGGUGAGACUGAUUUUACUCUGUAUGCGCUUUAGCAGCUAUCGCUUUCCUGUUGUACUAAUAAGACAAUCUCACUUAAAAAGCAUAUUCCAAUCUGUUACUAGUUUUUAACAAAUUCAAAAUAAAUAUUUUAUUAGAGAUGUAAGCAUGAUUUUUGCAUGUCGCUUGGUGUCAAGUGGCAAGUUUGCCCGUGCUGCUCAGUAGUUUGUGGGUUCCAGUAUCAUUCCAUUGAGUACAUUUCUCAGAUGAGACUUUGAACCUGUGCCUCGUGGAUUUAAUUAGCAUGAGGCAUUAUUUUUGAAAAGCAGCCUCAACAAACAGCAUUAAGGUUGAUCUCUGUUCAAAUUCCUUGUUAUGUGCAAAUUGGCUGCUACACUUCAACCGCACUUUACUGGGUGUAAAAUUAUUUUCAUUGUCGUGAGAUAAAAAAGGGCACAAUAGAAAAGUGAUUGGAAAAAAUAGGGAUUGUUGAAGUUCAUUGAACCAGAAAGCGACAUCAAAUUCAUUGUCCAACUAAGCAUAUCUAGUUGGACAAAGUUCCAAACAUUUUUGUUCCUCGAAAUUGAUGUAUUCCCGAUUUUGAAAUUUGCUUUUGCAGUUUCUAUUGAAAUGCGGCCUCGUAUAUUUUUGCCUAAUUUGAAGCUGUAAUCAUUGAGGGCAGUCAGCAAUUUUAUGGAUAUAUUUGCUUGGAGUUUAAAUCUAAUGAAUGAUGAUUCCAUAUUUCCAUAUACAAGAUAUUCCAUAUUUCCUUCAGAUAGGAGGCCAUUUCAGCUGUUGCAUCAAUGCCAGCUCAUCCCAACUCCCUAUCAAUUUUUCUUGUAACCUGUUGUCCCCACAUUCCCAUCAAUUUAUUUCCCCAGAUUUUAUCGCUUGCCUACACCGGAGGAGGAAUUUACAGUGGCCAAUUAAUCUCCCAUCCCAUACUCCUUGUAGGGUGUGGGAAGAAACUGGAGCAUCCGGUAAGGGGGGGGGGGGACCCACGAGCUUGCAGAGAGAAUGUGCAAGCUCCGCAUGGUACCUUAAGCCCAAACAGAACUCUGGUUGCUGGAGCUGUGAGGCAGCAGCUCUUCCAGCCGCACCACUCUGCCUGUCUGCCACAGUUGCCCUUUGAAAGUUGACUGUCGAGAGGUUGGAUGUUUGAGAGUGUAGUGGAGACGAGCAAGAGAAAACAAUGUAACGUGAUUCCAGGUUAGAAACAAUAUCAACAUGAAGAUACAUGCAUCAAACAGCCUUCUUCAUAAACAGAAGAUGGUACUAAUAUCACAUUCUGUGCAAGGAUAAGGGAGAUAAAAAGUAUUUAAUUGAUACUUAAUGAAGGUCUGUCUCGUAAAAGUAUUGCCUUGGAUGAUCAAGGAACCUUAUCCAAGAUACUUAUGACAAAUAAUUGUCCAGCCAUUUUCAAUGCAAAUGUUACAUUCUUGCCUAUUGUUGCCUUUUCUAUAAUUGUAUGGUGUGAUUUUGUUUUUCCUUAUAGUUUCUAUGCUUUGUAAUAUGAAUAUCCCAUUUGUAACAAUAUUUAGACAUUGGGAGAUUCGGAUAAAAUACUAAUUGAAACAAUUUUAAAAGCAAAAAGUCUUUGUAAUGUUCAUGGUUUUAAUUCCAUGCGUGUUUUUAUAUGUAAACAAUUAACCCAAGGUUGAGAGAGAAUGGCAGAAUGCAUUGUAUGAUGUGUGCUAAAUGUUCUGUCGGGAGGAAAAGUAAAUAUGUACUGUAUCAUGGAAAAGUUUGAUUUCUCCUGAAAAAUGUAGGCUUUUGUGAAGACUAACUUAUCAAGCAGCAUUCCAAUCAUUACUUUUUUCCAUUUUGGUGAUGAAAUUGUUGGACAGUAACUUCAUGAAUUGAGCAUAACCAAAUAGUUAAAUGGCUGGUACUAGACACAUUAACAUUCAAAACUAAAGUUGCAAUAUAAACGGAUUAGCAUUUUUCCAUAACAUAUUCAAAGGUAUUGCAAAAGCAGCUUUCAAGGGAGUGAAAAUGAAAUGCUUUUAGAACUUUGUUACUGUAAAUUAAGUGUACAUCUAUGAAAUAACUGCCAUCAUUGAACAGCUAUUAGCCUACUUGUAUCAGCAGUUAAUCUGAAAGUUCACAGUUGUACAUGCCUACAAUUGUACAUGCUUAUAAAUAUUUUUGUUUUUGAAAGGUACAAAAGCCCAUAGUAAGUGUUAUGUCCUUUAUUAUAUUGUACAUUCUCAAUUAUUUGAAUCCUUAGUUAUCCAUUUGCAAGUAUGAAACUUCUAUAAUAAAAGUGGAUUUGUACAUUUUAUGUACUAGAUUUUACAAAAUGUAGCUGUCUUAUGAAAAGCUAGGUGCAUCAAGGCUUGAAAAAUGGUAGUAAAGUUGGCCUCCAUUCUGUUAUCAGCUUGAACCUUUUAUUAACAAUAGUGAUAUACUCUUGUGUUAUAACUCAUGGAAGUUUUGGAUAGACUGUGGCACAAUGGUGGGACUCGAGUUGGUUGGGUUGUGCUACAUUUGUUGAUCACAACCUCGAAGGGUAGCUGUUUCUUUGGACAAACCCUCGCUAGCUUGGUCGCUGACCAAUCAUCUGGUGCCCUUCCAAAUUAUCUGAUUGUCUGGGAAUGUUGUUUCUUGCUUUUCAAUGCUGCGUUUGUCUUCUCACUUCAUCAAGAACGUUGUGUCUACUUUUUUUUGUACUAUAAUUGUAAUUUUGGGUUUCGAAAAAUAGGAGCCAGAAAAGACGAUCGGCAAUGUUUAAACAAGAAACAUGCAGAUUAAAUUUCUACCGCAGUGAAUGCAGUAAACGUAACAAACAA
Molecule: messenger RNA, 7069 nt
Organism: Leucoraja erinaceus (little skate)
Lineage: Eukaryota; Metazoa; Chordata; Chondrichthyes; Rajiformes; Rajidae
Product: vacuolar protein sorting-associated protein 26B-like
Exons: 6
Coding region: 238-1239 (333 amino acids)
Biological process (GO): intracellular protein transport; retrograde transport, endosome to Golgi
Cellular component (GO): retromer complex; endosome
Source: RefSeq, a predicted model, not a curated record